This is a messenger RNA of Adineta ricciae, 2736 nucleotides long. NCBI's taxonomy places the organism in Eukaryota, Metazoa, Rotifera, Eurotatoria, Adinetida, Adinetidae. The record is from the annotation of a GenBank genome assembly.
AUGACAGAUAUAUUUCAAACAACUAUCACCCACCAUAGUAGUAGUUCAUCUACAUUGACGCAAGACUUUGCAAAGAUCAUUAAACGAUAUAAAAAGCAUUGUUCGUACAUCACACGUUUAUUGGAAGAAACUGACAGAUCCUAUCGAGAAAUCUACGAUAAAAAUGUGCUCACAUCUGACAAAUUUUCCGAUAUUAAAAUAUCGACAGCUGAUCGUGAAUCUAUCGAGUUAUUGUCUUCAAAACCGUUGGCAUUGAUUGUUUGUUCACAGACGUAUAACGGCAAGGCUCACUUUGUCAACGAGUUCUUGAAUGAAAUAUUACUACCAGAAUCACCAGCUAUUGGAAAGGAUGAUGUUGUGCGCAUGGUCCGCAUUAAGCAUCAUCAAACCACAGGGGCUACUUUGAAUAUAUCUGGUUCAUUUGAACUUCUUGAUACCGAUGGUGCUCAACGAUCCGUUUCUUGGUUAACAGUUCCACGUGAUCUGCUUAUUGUAACCAAUGGAACCGAUUUGAACUCGCACACGGAUGAACACGAUCAAAUUGAGACAGCAUCUCUAGAAAUUCGCAAACCUUUGAAUCUACUUGGUAACAACUUACAACUUCUGAUUACACCAACGAAUCAAAAAAUGAAUGUGCCAGACAUCUAUUCUCAAAUAACAGAAAAUGUUGUUCCUAUUUUUAUUUACAUUAUCGAUCAAGGCCAACUCUUAGAUCAUGAUAUCGAGGAACUAAAAUUAUUUCGUAGAAAUGCACCGAAUCAACCAAUCCUAUUCAUCCGAAGCGAUCAGAGAGAUUCAGCAAAUGAAUCGCCUUCCGAAUCGGGUGAAACGUCAUGUGUACAUAUCUUUCGACAACUAUGCGAUUUAGGAUAUGUCUCUUUAUUAACGACAGACCAUUGUUAUCUACCAUCGGAGAGUACUUCAUCACAAUUUGAUAGCGAUAUGAUUGAUAACGGAUUGAGCAAUUUUUCAUCGUUUUUAAAUUAUAUUCGAAAACAUAUCGAUCGAUUAACAAUUCAAGCCGUGAGUAUCAUACAGCGAUCGCAUGAAUUAUGUCUUGAUCUUUUCAACGAUAGUGCGUUCGAUAUGGCGAGGGAUAUAUUGAUUACACCAAAACGAAUAAGCUAUGCACAUGAGAAAGAAAGAGAAUUGUACGAGUCGCUCAUUGCUUUGACAAAUUCUCGUCAAAGUGAAAUACAAAAAUUAAUCUUACAAGCAGUCGAUGAUAUUCAAGAAUCAUUAUUAGAUCAAGCUUGUUCGCUGGACAUAACAGCACAUUCAUUCGUAAUCGUGUACGUGCCGAGACGUAUUGAAUUGACCGAUGCAUUAACUGUGAAAACGGCACGUGAUUUGAAACGAUGCACAAGUAUUAUUCAAGAUUUUGUUCUUGAUCGAUUGAAUAGAGCCAUUGCUAAAAAGUUAUCAUCCUCAGUCAGUAUUUUGCAUCGAGAUUACGUGGGAACAUUAACACGUUGUAUUGAAAAUUUGGAAUUUAGUAAAGAUGAUGACGAGAAUCAAGCAUCCGCAAGCAAGGCUUUCCAAGAAAUACUUCAAUCUGCAUACCAAGUGAAUAUCUCGUUACCUACGAGUUCUAAUUUAUUUAAACUAUUAAUUGAUCGAAUGAAAGAACUUUUUCGAACAUUCAGCUGGAGUAAUUGUCCACGUAUUGAUCCCGAAUUUAAGCGUUCCGUGGCUGCGAAUAUGUUACAAAACUUGAGUGAAGUCAAGCUGGCAAAAAGCGUUUGCACGCAACUGAAUGAUCGUAUUCGUAUGUCACACAACAAUUUUGAAAAUUUACUCAAACAAUUAGAACAUCGACAUUCGGAUCGAUUGAAAACAACGGAAGACAAACAGCAACGUGUUAGAAAAGAUUUCACACCAAAAAUUGCUAGACAUCUAUUGGAAAGUACGUCACUGAAAGAUCUUAUUCAGUAUGGUCUACCGAAACAAGGUCGGGAAGUUGGCCGUGGACAGUAUGGAGUAGUUUACGAAUGUGAAAGUUGGGCUAAUCAACGUUCGUGUGUAUUAAAAUCUGUGAUUCCACCUGACGAUCGACAUUGGAAUGACUUGGCCUUGGAAUUUCACUAUCUAAGACAAAUUCCUGAACACCCAAGAAUAGUAAAAUUAGUCGGAUCGGUUAUUGACUAUACUUAUCGCGAUCAUACACCUGUACUACUGGUUAUGGAACGACUUACCAAAGAUUUAUAUACUGCACUAAAGAAUAAACUUUCUUUUCACGCAAGAAUACGCAUAGCAUUGGACGUUGUGGAAGGUUUGCGCUACUUACACGGCUUGGGUCUGGUUCAUCGAGAUAUCAAACUAAAGAAUGUAUUGUUGGAUGUAGACAAUCAUGCGCGUAUAACUGAUCUGGGCUUCUGUAAGCCUGAGGUUAUGAUGAGUGGCUCUCUCGUUGGCACGCCUAUUCAUAUGGCACCGGAAUUAUUCUCAUCUAAAUAUGAUCACACGGUAGAUGUUUAUGCAUUUGGAAUUUUAUUCUGGUAUAUAUGUUCGAAUGGUAUAAAAUUACCGAAUAACUUCGAUGUUUGUUCAUCAAAAGACGUUCUUUGGUCGAAAGUGAGACAAGGUGUUCGGCCUGAACGUUUGCCUAUCUUUACAGAAGAGUGUUGGGAAAUCAUGGCAAAAUGUUGGGAUCCUCAACCAUCCCAACGACCUUAUCUAGGUGAAGUUCAAGAGAAACUGGAACAAAUUUUCAGUAAAGCCGUUGCAACUGUGUAA